This is a messenger RNA of Cryptomeria japonica (Japanese cedar), 3218 nucleotides long. RefSeq names its product DEAD-box ATP-dependent RNA helicase 28. Gene Ontology annotation, molecular function: nucleic acid binding; RNA helicase activity; ATP binding. The record is from RefSeq and is a predicted model, not a curated record. The transcript is spliced from 19 exons. NCBI's taxonomy places the organism in Eukaryota, Viridiplantae, Streptophyta, Pinopsida, Cupressales, Cupressaceae. Bases 248 to 2626 code for a protein of 792 amino acids.
UCCCUGCGACUAAUAUUAAUAUUAAUUGCAUUGUGUUGAUAAUGUUUCUUCGUUAGAAUCAAGUUACCCACUUCAUUAUUUUGAAUGUUUCUUCGUUAGAAUCUGAGAUCGCCUGGCAUAGUUCUAGUCACGCCUUGGCAGUUCGUUUUGGAGGCUGUAUGCGAAUACGCCGCAUAAACCCUAAAGAAGAAGCAGCUCUUUUCCUUGUUCCCGCCCUAAGACAGCAGCAGCUGGUUGCAGAGCAGACAUGAACAGGGAUUUUGUAUUCGAAGACGAGGGUUCAGAACCCUUUGUUCUUCCUCCAAAGUCCCAAUCGCCAUGGGAGUUCGGAAGCUAUUCUGAAACUGUUGCGAAUGAGCAUGCCAGAAGAAACACCACUUCAAUUGACCAUAAGAUCUCUCAGCUCCGUUCUCGUUUCUAUAAACCUCUUGAAAAUGAAGAAAAAUAUGUAGACGAAGACGCAGAAGAGAAGGAAGAGGAAGAAGAAGAAGAAGGAGGAGGAAAACCAUCAAGAAAUGACCCUGCAAUGGCCCAAGAAGAUGUAAAAGACGUGAAGGUGACGAAAACAGGUGAUUGGGAGGGCGAAAAUGAUGACGACGAUGACGAUGACGAGGAGAGCUCGGACAUCGAGAGUUUGGAUGAUAAACCCGCCAUUCGUUCAAAACCCCCUGCAAAAAUCCACAAGGAUAAUAUUGAAACUAAAGCUGCAGAACCUGGAAGUCAUAAGAAAGGCUCUAAUGGAUUUUUUGCAUCGUCAGAAGGGGCUUCUUUCAGUGCAAAUUCAUUUGUUGAAUUAAAUCUUUCACGUCCAUUAUUGAGGGCAUGUGAAAGUUUAGGCUAUCAAAAGCCCACUCCAAUUCAGGCAGCAUGUAUACCUCUAGCAUUAACUGGGCGUGAUAUAUGUGGCAGUGCAAUUACAGGGUCUGGAAAGACAGCUGCAUUUGGCUUACCAAUGUUGGAGAGAUUGCUUUUUCGGCCAAAGCGUAUUCCAGCCAUAAGGGUUCUUAUUCUUACUCCGACAAGAGAAUUGGCUGUUCAGGUUCACAGUAUGCUAGAGAAGCUUGCACAGUUCACCGACAUUCGAUGUUGCCUUGUUGUUGGGGGUCUCUCAGCUAAUGUGCAGGAAGCAGCAUUAAGGUCACGACCUGAUAUUGUUGUAGCUACUCCUGGGCGGAUGAUAGAUCAUUUAUACAAUGCACAGUCUGUGGGAUUGGAAGAACUUGCAGUCUUAAUUCUCGAUGAGGCAGAUCGUCUUCUUGAGCUUGGAUUUAGCAAUGAAGUUCAAGAGCUGGUUAAACUUUGCCCAAGAAGAAGACAAACAAUGCUAUUCUCGGCUACAAUGACAGAGGAAGUGGAUGAACUUAUCAAGCUUUCACUUAAUUCUCCUGUGCGCCUUUCAGCAGAUCCAUUCACAAAGCGACCCUCUACGCUGGUUGAAGAGGUAAUCAAAAUUCGACAAAAUCAUGAAGCAACACAGGAAGCGAUCUUGCUUGCAUUGUGUUCAAGGAAUUUUACCAACAAAGUUAUUGUCUUCAGUGGCACUAAGCAAGCAGCCCAUCGAUUGAAAAUUUUAUUUGGAUUGUCUGGCUUGAAAGCUGCAGAGCUGCAUGGGAAUCUCACUCAGGCACAGAGGCUUGAUGCUUUGGAACUAUUCAGGAAGCAAGAAGUUGAUUUUCUUAUUGCAACUGAUGUUGCAGCUCGAGGCUUGGAUAUAAUUGGUGUCGAGACAGUUAUUAACUUUGCCUGCCCUCGUGAUAUUAAAAGCUAUGUUCAUAGAGUUGGUCGAACAGCAAGAGCUGGUAGAAAAGGUUAUGCCAUCACAUUUGUGACUGAACGGGAUCGCAGACUGCUUAAGGACAUGGCAAAAAGGACUGAUUCUAGGCUCCUCAGCAGGGUGGUUGCAGCACAGUCCAUUGACAAGUGGUCCAAGACUAUUGAAGAAAUGGAAGAGCAUGUGGCUGUGAUCAUUCAAGAAGAAAGGGAAGAGAGAGCACUUAGGAAAGCAGAGAUGGAAGCUAAUAAGGCACAAAACAUGAUGGAACAUAAGGAUGAAAUCCAUUCACGUCCUAAAAGAACAUGGUUUGAAUCAGAAAGGGACAAGAAACUUCUUGCAAAAGCAUCCAAGCAGGCUUCAAAUAAUGAAGAACCCUCUGCUGGUAAAAUUGUAACUAGUCUGGAAGAGGCGGAUGAGAUGAAAAGGAAAGAAAAGCAACGAAUUGAACGUGAGAAAAAUCUACCACGAAAAAAACGUCGGAAAUUAGAAGCUGCCCGUACUAUGCUAGAAGAAGAUGAUGCAAAUAAUUCCGAAGAAGAACAGGGGACUAAGAAAGGUAGUGGAAAGAAGGCUGGAAUGUCUGUAGUUGAAUUGGCAUAUAGGCGAGCAAAAGCUUUUAAGGCUGUUGACAAGGCACGGGAAGCUGGUAAAUUCAUCAAGAAAGAUCCUUCUAUGAAGAAGAAACCUCGGAGGGACAAAGGGAGGAAAGGAGAGAUGGAAGAACUCUUUCAAAAUGACAUGAGCACCAAAAAACAAACACAUACUACCUCAGGUGGCUUGCAAUUAGAUGGAGGGAAAAAGAAGUCAAAGAAGGCAUUCAAAAGCAAGUCAAGGUACAAGCGGCGAAAAUAGACAUCAGAAGACUGGAGUGGACAUGCACGUCCCCAAUUUUGUAACAUCACUUGCUCAUGUAGUAGCUUCAAAUAUUUUUCUACACCUUUAGCAGCAUGUAUUUGGAGCUUGUAAUUUUUCCAGCUUUGCAAUUACUUACGGUGGUUGGCUUGUGGUACUUUCCUCACAAUCUAGUGGCUUGAAAAAGAACACAUGCAAUAGAGACUGUUGCAUUUCAUGCUACUGAGGAGUGAAAAGUUUAUAAUAUCCGCAUGAUCAUACUCCAUUUAUUACUUGUAGUUAUUAGUCAUUCUACUGUGAAGACACGUUUGUCACUUGUGUAUGGUCAUGGUUCAACCAUUCUUCCAUCUUAUAUGGUUCAAUGCUGUUGGAAUAUAUUUGAGCUUCACCUUGAUUUGGAAGCCCAUCACAUAAUUAUACAUUGGGUUUGUUUCUUGCGGGAAAUCCUUAAACCUAGUAGGCCAGGAAGCAUCCAUUUCCUGGAAGUUGUAAAAUCACAACUUUUUGUAUGUUCACCAGAAAUUUUGUAAUAAUUAGCAAAUUUUGAUAAUUUUGAGUGUAUCAAUAGAGAACUGUACGAGCUUGUGGAAUU